CUCUAGAACCAGCUGCCAUGGUUUCACAUCUCCCCACCUGUAGGGUGCAACAUUAGCUAGCAAAGAAAGCACAAGGGUCUUCAACAAAAAAGAAGCAGAUCCAAGGAUCCAGUUUCUACAGCCAGUUAAAACCAAAGGAAAGAAACCAGAAAGAAUACGAAAAGGAUGGUAGAAAUAAAACAAAGUAUUAAGAUACCUGCUUUGUACUGUUUGAGAAGACAGAGUAAGAGCUUCCAAGCAAACUUGUCCAACUUCCACAAGGAGCAGCUUUACCAGAUUUUGAAGGAAGAGCAAAGGGACUUCAAGAAGGAAAUCAAAGCCUUCUGCAAAGCAAAUAAGAAUUUCCACAAUGAGGUAAGAGCCUUUCAAAAGGAGAGCAAAGCCUUAUGGAAGGAAAUCAACACCUUCCAGGAAAAUAACAAAGCUGUCAAAGAAGAGAUCAAGAAUGUUUUAGAACAGAGCAAGGACUUCUUACAAAAGAUUAGAGUCAUCCAGAUGAAAAAAAAUGUUUUCCAGAAACAAGUUGGUAACAUUCAGGAAAAGCUUGAAGAAUUCUGGAAUAAAAUGAAGGUUGCUGAGGAUUUGAUCCAGGUUCUUGAUGAAAAGAAUAAGGCUGUCCAGGAAGUGGUCAAGGCUUUCCUAAAACAGAAUCAAAAUAUCCAGGAAAAGAAUAAAGCAAUGUAUGAGAAGAACAAAGUCCUGCAGGGAAAGAAUAAAGCUAUGCAGGAAAAGAACAGGGCUUCCUGGAAGGACCAUAAAGUUCUCUGGAAGAAGGACAAGAUCUUCUGGGACGAAGAGAUGGCCAUCUCAAGCAGCAAACUCAUCCUCUGGGAAGAAUUCAUAGCUUUCAAGGAGAAUGACUGGAAAAUUCAAAAAGAAAAAGAAGCGUUGGGGGAUGUGGUGGAAGCCCUGCAGUAUGAGAAAUUUUCCCGCUUGAAAAAUGUUUAUAUUCUUGCAAGAGAGGAGAAACUACCUGAAACAGAAGAGGAAAAUCUUUGAGACAAGCACAGACCAGCUGUGGGCACUGGAAGUGAAGCCUCAGAGCAAAUCAGGCAGAUCUGAAACACGACUUCACUUUCAGUCAGAACGCAGAUGGGCUUUAAUUCUUUCACCCUAAAAUAUUGUUUUAGCUUCAUGUUUUCUUUUAAUGUGUUUGCUCUAUUUUAUUCUGAUUUAUUUAUCAUUUC
This is a messenger RNA of Numida meleagris (helmeted guineafowl), 1187 nucleotides long. Its product is annotated as coiled-coil domain-containing protein 70-like. The coding region runs from base 166 to 999 and encodes 277 amino acids. The record is from RefSeq and is a predicted model, not a curated record. Lineage: Eukaryota; Metazoa; Chordata; Aves; Galliformes; Numididae. The transcript has 2 exons.